CGACACUGAAGGAUAACCACAUAUUACAGCUCGACCCUGCUGUGCCAAAAGUGUUUAGUGGACCCUAUCCAAUUGGCAUUGACCCAAUCUGGAACAUUGCCACCAAUAAGCUGACCUUUCUGAACUCCUUCAAGAUGAAGAUGUCGAUAGUUCUAGGAGUCAUCCACAUGACGUUUGGAGUUACUCUCAGUCUUUUCAAUCACCUGUACUUCAAAAAACCUCUAAACAUCUACCUGGGUUUUAUUCCUGAGAUCAUCUUCAUGGUCAGUCUGUUUGGCUACCUGGUGCUGCUCAUUUUUUACAAAUGGUUGGCAUAUGAUGCCAAGAGCUCAAAAGAAGCCCCCAGUCUUCUAAUAGCCUUCAUCAACAUGUGCCUCUUCAGUUACAACGAUCCCACCAACAAGCCAUUUUACACGGGACAGGUUGUAAUUCAGUGUCUGCUAGUUAUUACAGCUCUCGCCUGUGUACCGUGUAUGCUUAUAGUAAAGACGCUAGUAAUGCGCAGGCAAUAUCUCUGGAGAAGACAUCUGGUAAGAACCU
Messenger RNA from Sinocyclocheilus rhinocerous, 540 nucleotides. RefSeq names its product V-type proton ATPase 116 kDa subunit a-like. Gene Ontology annotation, cellular component: plasma membrane; vacuolar proton-transporting V-type ATPase complex; proton-transporting V-type ATPase, V0 domain. Gene Ontology annotation, molecular function: proton-transporting ATPase activity, rotational mechanism; ATPase binding. The record is from RefSeq and is a predicted model, not a curated record. The transcript has 4 exons. Gene Ontology annotation, biological process: proton transmembrane transport; vacuolar acidification. Lineage: Eukaryota; Metazoa; Chordata; Actinopteri; Cypriniformes; Cyprinidae. The annotation marks the transcript as partial.